Clarias gariepinus (North African catfish) is the source of this 4392-nucleotide messenger RNA. RefSeq names its product xenotropic and polytropic retrovirus receptor 1b (gene xpr1b). Gene Ontology annotation, cellular component: cytoplasm; Golgi apparatus; plasma membrane. The record is from RefSeq and is a predicted model, not a curated record. Bases 441 to 2516 code for a protein of 691 amino acids. NCBI's taxonomy places the organism in Eukaryota, Metazoa, Chordata, Actinopteri, Siluriformes, Clariidae. Gene Ontology annotation, biological process: cellular response to phosphate starvation; phosphate ion transport. Gene Ontology annotation, molecular function: inositol hexakisphosphate binding. The transcript has 15 exons.
UGGUGCGUGACACAGCAUUCUUCCCGCCCUUCCCUUUCCUCGCUCGCCAUGGCGCGGUUUGGGACGCGGCCCGCGGCGGCUGCCGGAGCUUCUUCAGAACGGAAAACAUACAGGAAUUGUCAAUGUGUAGCCGCUCGCUGAUGGGGACAGGGACAGGGGGACGAGUGGAUGAGAUUAACCCGGCGCUUGUUUUUAUUUAAAAUAAUAAUAACAACAGUAAUAAUAAAAGAAAGUAAUAAAAAAAAAAAUGCCCGCGUGCUAUACAGAGUGGAGCGCGAGCCGUGGCUCGCGACCUUAGCGACUCUUCCUUUUUGUUAUCUCUCUCUCUUUCUCUAUUAUCAUCAUCAUCAUCAUCAUCAUUAUUAUUAUUUCUCUCGCCCGCCGCCGCCGAUGAUUUCAGACAGCGACCCGAGGACGGAGUGUGUCGAUAAAUCGCAAGGAUGAAAUUUACCGAGCACUUGGCGGCGCACAUCACGCCGGAGUGGAGGAAGCAGUACAUCCAGUAUGAGGCAUUCAAGGAGAUGCUGUACUCCGCCCAGGACCAGGCUCCAUCGAUUGAGGUCACGGACGAGGACACGGUUAAGAGGUACUACGCCAAGUUCGAGGAGAAGUUCUUCCAAACAUGCGAGAAGGAGCUGGCCAAAAUCAACACAUUUUAUUCAGAGAAGCUGGCCGAAGCUCAGCGGCGCUUCGCCACGUUGCAGAACGAGCUCCAGUCGUCUCUGGACGCGCAGCGCGAGAGCAGCCGAGCCCCGGGCUUGCGGCCCCGCCGUCGCGCCGUCUUCCACCUGUCCCAGCAGGAGCGCUGCAAACACCGCAACAUCAAGGACCUGCAGCUGGCUUUCAGCGAGUUCUACCUCAGCCUCAUCCUGCUGCAGAACUACCAGAACCUAAACUUCACCGGUUUCAGGAAGAUCCUAAAGAAACAUGAUAAGAUCUUCGAGACCGUGCGAGGGGCCGACUGGCGGGUCGCUCACGUUGAAGUGGCGCCGUUCUACACCUGCAAGAAGAUCACUCAGAUCAUUUCUGAGACAGAGACCCUGGUCACGACUGAACUGGAAGGCGGCGACAGACAGAAAGCCAUGAAGAGGCUUCGAGUGCCUCCCUUAGGAGCUGCACAGCCCGCGCCGGCAUGGACCACUUUCCGAGUCGGACUUUACUGUGGAGUCUUUGUCGUGUUAAUAGUCACCAUCAUCAUCACGGGCAUAGCAAAAGCACUGCAAAAUAACCCCUCUCCGGAGAAGGUGUGGCCGCUGGUUCGGAUCUACCGCGGCGGCUUCCUGCUCAUCGAGUUCCUCUUCCUGUUGGGCAUCAACACGUACGGCUGGAGGCAGGCGGGCGUCAAUCACGUGCUCAUCUUCGAGCUCAACCCGCGCAACAACCUCUCGCACCAGCACCUGUUCGAGAUCGCAGGCUUUCUCGGCAUGCUGUGGUGCGUCAGCAUCCUGUCCUGCCUGUUCUCCGAUUCCUUAAUGAUCCCGAUUCAUGCUUGUCCCCUGGCACUCUACAGUUUCUUCCUACUUUUCCUCAUCAACCCCUUCAAGACGUGCUACUACAAAUCCCGCUUCUGGCUUCUCAAACUGCUGUUCCGAGUGGUCACGGCUCCGUUCCACAGAGUGGGCUUCGCUGACUUCUGGCUGGCCGAUCAGCUCAACUCGCUCAGCACCGUUCUGAUGGACCUGGAGUACCUGAUCUGCUUCUACAGCGUGGAGCUGGACUGGCUCACGUCCUACACUCAGCUCAAUACGUGCAAUACCUACUCAUACGGCGUGCGCGCCAUCAUCCAGUGCCUGCCAGCCUGGUUCCGCUUCGUGCAGUGCCUGAGGCGGUACAGAGACACGAAGCGCGCCUUUCCUCACUUGGUAAACGCCGGCAAAUACUCAACCACCUUCUUCGUGGUGACUUUUAAGGCGCUCUACAAGACACACCAAGCCGGCAAACAUUCAGACUCUGACAUUUUCCUGUAUCUGCUUAUCGCCUGCUCGAUAAUUAACUCCUGUUACACGCUCAUCUGGGACCUAAAGAUGGAUUGGGGUCUGUUUGACCGCAACGCCGGGGAGAAUACGCUUCUCCGCGAGGAAAUCGUAUACCCACAGAAAGCUUACUAUUAUUGUGCCAUAUUAGAAGAUGUGAUCUUGCGCUUUGCCUGGACCAUUCCUCUCUCACUCCACGUACUGACUUCACACCACUUAGUUGCUGAAAUUCUGUCCACCGUUCUCACGCCGCUGGAGGUCUUUAGACGCUUCGUUUGGAACUUCUUCCGUCUGGAGAACGAGCACCUGAACAACUGCGGUGAGUUCCGAGCAGUUCGGGACAUCUCGGUGGCUCCACUCAACGCAGACGACCAGACGCUUCUGGAGCAGAUGAUGGACCAGGAGGACGGCGUCCGGAACCGCCAGGGCAAGAAGAGCUGGAAGAGGAGCUACAGCAUGUCGCUGAGGCGACCUCGUCUGGCCUCCCAAUCAAAAAUGCGAGACACCAAAGUCCUGAUCGAGGACACGGACGACGACACCUGACCUCUGCCCUCCUUAGGGGGGCUCCUUCAUACCCUCUAAACGGACCACGGUCCCUUCAGGGGCCCUACGCCUUCGUAGGCUUUCCAAUCAGUCCAUCACAAAGCUGCCUGUCUACACACACAUACAUGCCUACACACACAAGCACAUACACAAUCUCAGAGACGAAACCAAACUUGACACACACACACACACAUGCACACAAAGCGAUUUUCCUCACUAGCACAGGAUCAGCCACUCAAUUAGUUACUGUAUUGUUCUCGAUCGAUUCCAUCGUUACUGCCUUUGAUUCUUUUCAAAGCUCUGUUAUAAAGAAAAAGAAAAAAAAGGAAAAAAAAAAACUGUCUAUACUUGUAUGUAAAGUAUAUUCGCGUAUAACAGGGAUCAAAGCGUGAUAAUCAAAAACAAGCCUCUGUAGGAACGGACGAGAUUCCGCUAAAGACUCGGUGACGGUGAACACCACGUCUCUGUGUAUGUAGUGUUGUUCAUGUAGCAGUGCCCUUAGAUGUGUUCGUCAUCAUCGGUGGAUUUUUCUUUUUAACUUUUUAAGAAUGUACAUUACGUUGUUAUUUAUGUGAAGGAAAAGCUGCCUUUGGUCCAUUCAUGGAAUUGUAUAGAGUUUUAAAGAUGAAAAGGCGAUGACUGAUUCCAUGACUUCUGCCCAAGCAUGUUUUUCGAAACCCUCAGGUGGCUUUUCAAUCAGAUCAUCAUAAUACCACACAAAAAAAACUUUAAAAAACACAAAGAAACAAAACUACUAGUUAGCUAGCUAGCAGACAGGUGACGUUCGCCUACUUUUUGUCGUUGUUUUCUUGAUGCCAAUGCAAUCUGAACGAGUGCUGCUUUUUUAGGACCUGUGGGAGUUUCUGUUUCUCAAGGGUUAUAUAGCUACACGGCUCAUUCAAGAGCACGCCAAACAGAAGAGCUUUGUCGCAGUUUAAGCAGGGAAUUAAUGUCUGGACUUGAAAUGAGCGGGUCUGAAUUAGUGAAAUGAUAAGCUGUAAUCUUAUGUUAUUUUUUUAGCAUUGUUAGAACUCCAUCUUCUUGAAUUUGAACCUACACUGAACAUGAGCAGAUAUUUAUUUUGUACAGCUAUCCAUCCAUCCAUCCCUCACAUUCCAGUGCGCACGUGUUUCACAUGAGCUGAGCUCUAUGUCUUUUUUCCUUUUUGUAUAUAUAUAUAUAUAUAUAUAUAUAUAUAUAGACGUCUUCCAGUGUUACAGCUAGUCCGUAAAUGCCACCUAAGGGUUUUUUUUUUUAAAUACAAAACCAGGUACCUGACUUGUAACCUGUGGACUUUCAUUCUUAGCAGACAUCGUUUCUUUUGUUCCACUUCAAUCCCAAGCUCGGGAAAUGUCUCCAGCGCCUGUAAUAACGGACGAUUAUAUUGUAAAGGGGUAUAACUCAGGGCUCCAUCCUGGGUCCGGUGAAAAUGUACUGUUACAUUCCAGGAGCAUCAGGAAAAGCAAAAGGUUCCCCCACUCCCUUUUGUCAUUUUCGUUAAUUCAGUUGGAGCUGGGCUGAUUCCAGCCUGAUGUAGAAAACAUUGAUUCACUUCUGCAAUAAUCUGUAAAGGCUCCUCUUUAAGAUCAUGUUGUGUCCUACUGUCCCAAGUAAAUGCUUGGAACAAAAAAAAAAAAAAGAGGUUGAUUUGAAUGUUCCUUUCUAAUUUGCUUGUCACUGCUCAUACUUUGAUUGUGACUGCCAUUACUUCAGUUCAGUCUUGCUUAUUUUUAAGUUCUGUCCUUUUUUUAUUUAAGGAAAAGAAAUGAAAGCAAUGAAAGAGAAACAUUGCAAUAUGCAUAGUGUAUCAUAACACCAUUCCAUUUACGAGUGGUGCUAGUUAACUGAAAAAUAAAACAAUGUUAUGAUAAAACAA